Suillus discolor is the source of this 300-nucleotide messenger RNA. RefSeq lists its product as uncharacterized. Bases 1 to 300 code for a protein of 99 amino acids. NCBI's taxonomy places the organism in Eukaryota, Fungi, Basidiomycota, Agaricomycetes, Boletales, Suillaceae. The transcript is spliced from 2 exons. The record is from RefSeq and is a predicted model, not a curated record.
AUGUCGACUUCAUUCUAUCAUACCGAGCUUAGCAAGGCCCUUUCUGAGCAAGCCUUCGGGCUGGCUCGGUUUGACAUCUGCAGAAGCUCGUCGCCCCAUGAGGCCACUGCUUCUGUCACUCUGUUAGAGGGCAGAACUAUUCGCAUAACGCUAACUGCUCGUGGCUACCAGGUGCGUACAGCGUCCACUGAUGAGGAUCAGAUCUUUGAAUCUAUCGAAGGUCUCUUACAGGCUGUCAGUCCAGCAUACGAAGGAAGAAGGAGAGAGGCUUUGUUUUCGCGCCUGCGAAGCCUAUCAUGA